Messenger RNA from Gigantopelta aegis, 7821 nucleotides. RefSeq lists its product as uncharacterized. The record is from RefSeq and is a predicted model, not a curated record. Bases 127 to 1998 code for a protein of 623 amino acids. Lineage: Eukaryota; Metazoa; Mollusca; Gastropoda; Neomphalida; Peltospiridae. The transcript has 12 exons.
UUGGAAAUGGCUGCGAGUUGAAAAUAAUUAUCUAGUGAUAAUUUUGACAGCAUAUACGGGAGAGUACUUUAUUGAAUACUUUUUUUAAAAGACAGUAAUAUUACUUCUACAGUGUAUGAUGCAUUAAUGAUGGAUUCCAACAUGACAACCACAUCUGCUGGAUCAACAGGACCCGUGGAGUUGGACCAGCUACAGAUUGACUUUACCGACAACGCAAACAACGACCAACAGGUUCUAGACAUCAACAUUAACUUGAACCACCCGACCACCGGCACCACCGACGACAUCAACAAUCAGACGAACAACCUGGUGGAAGUGGCUCAACGAUGCCCAGACAAUCACAGCACUGCGAGUGAGAUGAGACGAGAUGGUGAGUUUGAGACAGGUGAGGACGGGGACAACUGCACGCAGAAUGGGGCCGGCCUGGCCACUGACGUCGACGAAUCGAUGCUGAGUUACGAGGACGAGCCGGAGGAGGUGAGGAUGGUCAUCGACGGACUCGUGGAGGAGAGCAUCGCCGCCGGACUGGCCAUCUACGUGGACGAGCUGAACUGGAAAAACAAUCCGGAUAAUCCAGUUGGAGACAAAUACAAAGACAGUUUUGAAGGUUUUGAUCAGGCUCCCUUGGUGGACACAGUUUCUCCACGACAAAGUCGUGUGGUGUUUAAAGAGCCAUCAUUGGAGGAUCUCUCGGACAACAAGUCAGACUUUUCCUCUGUGUCGGACGAGGACGAGAACAUUCAGAAACAAGACUCGGAAGCAGAAUUCGAGUUCGAAGUACCCCAGAUUUCUUCUCCUCAAGAAAAGACUCCUCCUGCCCCAACAACCAUGAUUUCUGUUCCUGCAAUUAGUGUGACUCUUGUCUCAGCAAGUGAAUCGUCAACAGGUGACCAAGAAGUGGAUGUAGUUAGUAAGUCCGAACCUUCCAUCGCGAAUACCGAGUCUUCCACAACAUCACAGCUACCACCGUCAUCUGCACCUGCCAUUUCUGUUGGUGUCGAAAGUGGAGACAUUAAGGAUGUGGGCAAGACUGAUAAAGCAGACACCCCAGCUGUGUCUAAGACUGGCACUGACCCUGUUGAAGAUGACAAAACAAAGUCUGUGGACGCUGCCCAGGCUGAAUGGGAUACUGUUCGAACAGUAGAAGCAGGUUUUGCUGAUGACAAAGGCAAACCAACAACGACAAAGCACCAAGAAGAAGUUGCUCCAUUACUCAACUAUAAUUAUGCCAUACAUCAUCUAGAAGGUCUAGACUACUCAGAAGUCAAAGGUAGUGUGAAAACUCACAUUACCAGAAGCGGUUUUGCUGCACUCACAAAUUUCAUCUUUGGGCCUCCUAAACUUCAUCGAGAUCUUCUCCAUGAGAGAGAGCUGGUGUUCUGCAUUGCUGCAUCCCCACUUGACAACAACGAUCACUGCCACAUUCGCAUGCUUCAGACAAUCUAUAGGUCUUUAACGGGAUCCUACUUCGAAUGUCAGAGAUAUGGAAACCAUUGGGAGGAAAUAGGCUUCCAAGGCACGGACCCGGCCACGGAUGUAAGAGGGAUUGGAAUGCUGGGCCUUCUGCAGCUGCUUCACCUGGUGCGAGAUCCAGCCAAGUCGAAGCUGGCCCGCGAUAUCUACAAACUGUCACUCGAUCCAGUUCAAAAUUUUCCAUUUUGUAUUAUGGGAUUGAAUAUGACCAGGUUUACCAUUCAGGCACUGCGAGAAGAUUUGUUAAACAGAGACUGCAACAGACAAGGCAAAGUGAUGGAUGUUGUGAAUGAUUUCUAUUCCGGACUUUUCCUUCACCUGUUUCGAAUAUGGAAGCAGGGCAAAAUCAUCUCUGAUUCUGGGACCGUCCUCAGAGAUGUAGAGCAGUUCUCGAAGAAGCGCCCUAGAGAUGUGGUGAAAAAUCUCCAAGACUACCUCAAAGGUCACAAAGUAGAAGCCGACCCAGUGUUGACGUCCGAAGAGGCAUUUCUUAAUGUGUGUACCAUGGAGAAGGAAGAAGAGUAAAUUGUCACGAUUAUUUUCGUAUUCAUGUAGAACUUAAAUAGUAAGGUUUAUGUUCUGGUCUAAAUCCUUAAUCUUGGCAAGUUGAAACAAUAUUUGUUUAUGUACUGGUCUAAAUCCUUAAUCUUGGCAAGUUGAAACAAUAUUUGUUUCACAAUGCAAGUACCAACUGUUUUCUUCCUUUUUUCUUCUUUUUUUUUGUUUUGUUUUUGUUUUUGUUUUUCCCUUCUUUUUUUUAAAGUUUAUCUCAUUCAAAGGUUGGUGAAUAUUAUUUUUUUAAAUGUGAACUCUUUUUUGCUCACAACAAUCUGAGAUUGUUUUGUAGUUUUUUUGUUUGUUUUUUUAAAAAUCAAAAUUAUCUCUAUCUAUAUAUAUAUAUUUGGAAUGGGUCUACAAAGUUUUACCUUAGUAACACUUGAUGCUAGCCAUUAGUUUAAGAUUAGCUCUGUGUAAAGGUGCAUUCACACAGUGCAGUGUUUAGUAAAGCAUUAAAUUUGUUUCCUGCAUAACAGAUGUGUGUCUAUUCCAAUCCUGUAACAAUAUGCAAGUGUGUAUGAGAUCACCAUCUGGGGCCUAUUUUAUGAAGCGAUCUUAGCGUUAAGAUCACCUUAAGAUCAUUACUAUCUUAUGCACUUAUGGGGGCGGGAUUUAGUUCAACUGAGUGCUCGCCUGAGGUGCUUGUAUCGCAGAAUCGAACCACCUUGGUGGAUCCAUUCAACUGGUUGGGGUUUUUUCUCAUUCCAACCAGUGCACCACAACUGGUCGAAGGCUGUGGUAUGUGCUUUCCUGUCUGUGGGAAAGUGCAUAUAAAUGAUCCCUUUACGGUAAUCUUAGCUCUAAGAGUGUUUCAUAAAACAGGACCCAGGCCAGUAAACAAACAUGGCAAAUCAUUAUGUCAAAUAGCACUGCGAAAAUGCAUCUUCAGACAAGUUGGCAAAAUUGUUUCUUUUCUUUCUUUCUUUUUUUUUUUCUUUUUUUUCUUUUUUUUUAUUGUUUGGUUCAGAUGUGAUCCAAUUCAGUUGGUUGUGCAAUAAAUAUAAAUUGCAUGCUGCAGAUCCUGAAAUUAAUGGAAUCCUAAUAUUAAUGCGAAACAUGUGAGUUUGUGUUAUUCGCAUUAAUAAUAUGACACAUGUAUUUCUAUGUUUUGUCUAUGUGUCCCAUGUUAUUAAAACAAAACAUUCUGUCAGGUUUUUCUGGUGUCAAAGCAUUCGCAUGAUCUAGCAGUCCUGUGGGCAGUUUUUUGAUGAAAGUAAUGUACUUGUACAUUCUUAGGAAGAUACAGUUGUAAUGGUACAUGUAUGCUCAUUUUUAGCCAGAUUCAGGUAACUAAACACGUUACGUAAAUGAUAGCUGCAAAAAUAUGCUUUGAGUUGAUCUCACCAAAAUCACUAGGGACUAAACAGGUUAAUUGAUGUGUACACAGACAUGUUAGUGAGUUGAUCUCAUUGAAGAUGCCUGUAACUCGGAUUUAACCAAAAAGUACACAGACUUGUGUCGUUUGGAAAGUAAUAUUUUAAAGGGAGGCCAUUCGUAUUAACUUCAUGUCACAUUUUAGUCUGCCCACCGAUGCAUUAAUUUUAGGAUUUUCAGCAUGUGAUGUUUCUGUCCUGCUUGACAAUAUUUUGAUGUGAAUGUAUUUUUAUUAAAAUGAUAUAUUGCUGGCCACUGAUUUUUUCCGUCAAUAGACCUAAAUAUUUUGAUCAGUCAAAACACUGCAGGCAUAACAGUGCCAUUGUUAAGCAAAAUGACCAUUUCAGCAAAGGGUCACCAGAACGUAAAAUAGGUUGAGACUUUCCCAGAUCCAAAUUGAGCAAAACUAUUAAUCUCUUCAUUGUAAAUUGCAGAUAGGUUGGUGUGACCUGAUCUAAAUUCAUACUGGUAAAAAAAGAAGAAUAUUCCCUUAAAGUAGAUAAAUUAUUUUUUUAAAAGAAAAAGGACUCCUGUGGCCAGUUUUCUCAAACUGAUCAAGUUUGAAACGUUUUUAAUUGGCCUUACAUGUCUAAAUAAUUCUAGUCAUUUUGUAAUAUAAUAUAUUUAAUUAUUUGUGUGACUCAUAUAAAUUUCUGUAUCCACUUCAUCCAGUUGACAGUUUAUGUCCCAAUAUGUACUUAGAGUUUUAAAAGCUUUAAUAUUGUUUUUUGUAUUUUUGUUCUGAUGAUGUAGUGAUACUUGAGAAUCUUUAUUACAUAUAUAUUUUAUCUUUGUUAAUCAGCAUUAGGAGAUAGUGAUCUCAUUUGUUUUUUCUAGUAUGCAUUUGUUAUAUUGAAAGAGUGUGUUUUAAAAUGGAUUUCGCUCAAUCGUCAUCAUUUUGCAAAAUGCACUGUAAAUAUUAAGUAUAACUCACUUAUUAUUACUGUGUAACAUUCACAGCAUAAAGUGAUAUUUGUUGUUAAUUUAAUUUGGAUAUUAAAAGCAGGGCCCGGGUCGACGGGUCUUAGAAUAUGAUAUAAGACGUGAUGUCACAAAUACAGAUUUUUAAUACAUUGUAGUAGCUCAGGGGCCCCAUUUUACGAAACGAUCUUGGCGCUAAGAUUACCUUAAUUACAUAAGGUAGCUAUGCACUUAAGGUGAUCUUAGUGCUAAGAUCGCUGUGUAAAACGGGGCCCUGAUAAACUGUUUGUGAUGCUUAAUGUGGCAAUUUUGUACAUGUUGAAAACAUUUUCUUUAUGCAUGAAUGAAUAAAAUGUUUAACCGACACCCCAGCACAAAGAAUCACAUCUGCUAUUGGAUGUCAAACAAAUGUAUGUGUGUGAAUAGGAUUGUUUCUUUAUGCAAUGCCAUAACACAGCCUCGUGGUUCCUGUCAAUGUUUGCCCGCUCUGAAGGUUUGCAACUUCAUUGUUAACUUUCAUCACAUUUUCACGAUUUUGUCUUCAAUUAUCCAGACAAAUUGUACAAAAAUAGCUGAUUGCAUCACAGCUGAUGAAAUCAUAAUGUUUGUGUUGUCAAAAUUGGCUAUUCUCGUACAAGGCACUCAUAUUGUGUGGCAUUGCCUUUAGGUAGUAAAGUUGACUUCUGUCUAGCUUUACAUUUUUGUGCUAUCCAUGGUUGUGAAAAACAUAAACAUAUUUUAAUAAUGUACAUUCAGAAGCCAUUUUAUGAAUUUGAUGCCUGUCAAAAGUAGCUAUUCUUGUACAAGGCACUUAUGGCGUGUGGCAUUGCCUUUAGGUAGUAAAGUUGACUUCUGUCCAGCUUCACAUUUUUGUGCUAUCCAUGGUUGUGAAAAACAUAAACAUAUUUUAAUAAUGUACAUUCAGAAGCCAUUUUAUGAAUUGAUGCCUCACUGAUCAAAAUUGUGGUGACUGAUAGUGAGACAAUGAAACAUUUGAUCUCAGACUUGCAUUUUAAUCAUUUUGCUGGGAACUAUAAACAUUAUAGUUUAAAGAUAGGCUGCUUUUGGAAUUAAAUACAAUCACAUUUCAUGAGAAACAUUUAGUGGUAUUUGAAAUAAAAUCCUAAGACAAUGUAUAAAUCUGUUAUUAUGCUAGUUUUCAUACAUAUAUGUGUAAAUAUGAAUCAUAUUAAGUCUAUUUAUUUCAUUUUCAUGUCUUGUUAUGUGGUAAUGCGAUUUUGUUUUUUUGAGUGCUAGUGUUUGUAGUUUAUUACUGUUAUUAUAGAGUAACAGGUUUAGAUAAAUUUAGUUUAUUAAAGAAAAAAAAAGAUGUCAUUAUACUCUGGUAAACAGUGCUUUAUUAUAUUUUAGUUUUUCAAAACAUUGCGUAGUUGCUUAUUAACUUUGUAAGAGAUAAAGAUAUUAGCUUUAACAGAGGAACUAAUAAUGUAGACGUCAUUGUUAAAGUGGUUUAAAUAGUGAUCUGACUUGCGCUUACUGUUCUCGGCAUGCACUAGUCAGUAGGAUUAUAUUUUGUACUGUGGUGCUCCUUUCAUGUAUAUCUGUAUACCAUUUUCAUGCUUUAAAACAUUUUCCUUGUUAAAAGUUCUGUGAUGAUUUCUGAGUUACAUUAUUUUUAAUUUCACUGAAUAAGUUCAUCUGUGUUUUAUGCGAGUUUUUGAUCGGUGUAAACAUUAUGUGUUGUAUUUGACAAAACGUGUCCUACUUUAAGAUUGUAUUGAAAAAACAUUGUCAUUUUGUUGCAUGGGAUAUUUUGUAUGUUCCAACAUUGUUUUUCUUAUUCAUCACUUUUUGUGAUAAUUGUACGACUAGAUUAAUGUUAAAUUGGUUUUCAUUGAUCUAGACAGUUCAUUAUUAUACAUAGAGUCAAAUAUGCUAUAAAAGACACUAAUAAUAAUGUCUGUAAUGGCUAUCAGACAUGUCCCAUAUGCACUUUUCUAUUUCGUUCUUUCUUUUCUUUCUUUAUCUCAAGAUCUUAUAAUAAAGCAAAGUUAAAACCUGACGAAAAUGUGUUUUGCCAAGUUGUAGUCAAAUAUCAGAAGAUUUCAGUUUCGCUUUUAAAAAAUCUUGAAAAUCCUAAAUUAAAUUGCAUUUUGGCUAAAAGGGGAAAAUACCACUGAGUUAACUCCCUUGAAUAGUGAUGUAAUAUUUGGCAGAGUUAUGGUAUUUGUUAUUCUAACCUUCGCAGGAUAAAGCCAAUAUCUUUAGACAGUAACUAGUUACAUAUAUUCUUUCUAUAUAUAACUUUGACUGUUAAUCACAAUCACAAAUGAUGUUUAAUUAAUUAAUGAUUUUGUUUGAUUUCAUAUUAUUUAAGAAUUUUUAUAUUGUGAUUAGAUAUAUUUUGUUUAAGUAUGAAAGUGAUUGUUCUCUGAUCAGAUUUAUGCUGAAUGUUUUUACUUUGUUACUUGGAUUCAUGGCAUUUUUGUGUUGUAUGUAUUCUUUGAUUGUUCUGUAAUGAGAUUUCACUACAAUGUGAAGAAAUAAUUUGAUAUGUACUGAAUGUUCUUGCUUUGUUGUUUCAUAGAUUCUUGAUAUUUUUGUGUUGUAUGUAUACUUUGUCAUUAGAAUUUAAGACUUUAAAACAAUAUUCUUUGGCAAUUAGUUUGAGUUUCCCUUUAAAGCAUACAUUUAGUUCAUCAUUCUAGUUGAUUAAAUUUUAUACUUUUGUAAACCUACAAUAGGUAGUAUAUAGAUUACAUUACAAGUCAUAACCACCAUUUUUUUCAUAUACAUUUUCCAUCUCUGCAGCUAGACUAUUUAAUAGUUAUUCCCAGCUACUGCUUCUUAUGAAAACUUGUGUUGUUGCUUUGUGGCUAGGUUUUUUUUUGUCUGGUGUAUUUAUUGAGUAAUGAUAACCAGUGGAUUUGAUUAAUGUAGCUCACCAAACAUUGUGAUAAGAGUUCCAAUGAAUCGGGUUUUUUGCAAGGGAGUUGACAAUAUCUGUUAAUAACCGAAACAUAAUUUUUUUUUAAUGUAAAACUAGUUGUGUUUAUGAUGGUAUACAAUUUUAUUAGUUGGAGUCGAAGACUGCAAUUUUAAAUGUUCAGUUAGAAAGAUGCAGAAAAAAACACAUGGUAGGGAAUAUGAUUAUCACAAUUAGGUACAGCAAUCUGUUUUAAUUGCAGUUAACAUUUUGUGAUAAUCUAUAAGCUUAUUCUGUCCAUGAAGUUUAGACAAUGAUAAAGUACACUACAUGUCAUUGUGUUCUCAUCAUUAGUAAGUUUACAGCAAUAACGUUUUGAGGAGGUAGGACAAUAUGGUUUUUGUUGGGGUGUUUUUGUUGUAAAAAUGGUGAAAAGUUUAUUUAAAUUUUAGGGAGUAUAUAUUGAAGGUUGACUAUUUUGAUGGUACAUGUAUCUGUUUUUGUUUUUGUCUGUUGUAAUUACAUGUUGAAAACAAAAAAUUGUUUUAUCACCAGAGCACUUUUUUUUUUUUUAUCUUAUCAUUGGCUAUUGGAUGUCAAACACAUGG